Messenger RNA from Hypoxylon trugodes, 1456 nucleotides. RefSeq names its product ER lumen protein retaining receptor. The transcript has 4 exons. Gene Ontology annotation, molecular function: ER lumen protein retrieval receptor activity. Gene Ontology annotation, cellular component: membrane; endoplasmic reticulum; cis-Golgi network. NCBI's taxonomy places the organism in Eukaryota, Fungi, Ascomycota, Sordariomycetes, Xylariales, Hypoxylaceae. Gene Ontology annotation, biological process: endoplasmic reticulum to Golgi vesicle-mediated transport; protein retention in ER lumen. The record is from RefSeq and is a predicted model, not a curated record. The coding region runs from base 384 to 1031 and encodes 215 amino acids.
UUUGGAAACCUUGAAACUAAUCCUAAGAAAUACAACAUCAUUUCCCCACUUUAUACACGACGCUAGUGAUUAGCCAGGGAUCCAAUCCAAUGUCAAUCCCGCGUCCCAGAUGUAUUGUGUCCUUUCGAGGAAACAUCUUACAUUCUUUUAACUUUUCCCGUUUAACGUUGAAUUAUCACCACUCAACCCACCCGUUAUAGCAUCACUUACUACCAACUCGCAUUUGUAGACCUCUAAGGUUCUUUGCGAUUUCAUCUGCGAGUUUUCUAUAACCAUCCUCGAGUUUCGGCUCCCUUAGAAACUGCAUGCUUGACCUAAUCUCGUCGCAUCUUUUCGCAAGUUAUCCACCAAGCUUCUAGGAGCUUUGCUCCCUAAUACCAAAUAUGGGGUUAAACGUCUUCCGAGUCCUGGGAGACUUUUCCCAUCUAGCCUCCAUUUUAAUCCUUCUACAUAAGAUGACCGAGCUCAAUGGCGCUUCAGGCAUUUCAUUCAAAUCCCAAGCUCUAUACUUCUUAGUCUACGUUACUCGAUAUCUAGAUCUGUUCUCUACGUCAAGCAUCUACAACAUCAUCUUCAAGAUUCUCUUCAUAAGCAGCCAGGGCUACAUAAUCUACCUAAUGACAACCAAGUACAAGCCAACGGUCGAUCCUAACCUCGAUACCUUCCGCGUGCAAUACCUCCUAGGUGGUGCCGCCGUCCUAGCUAUCCUUCUGCCCUACGAAUAUAGUUUCUCCGAAAUCCUAUGGGCGUUCUCGAUCUGGCUAGAGUCCGUGGCUAUUCUCCCCCAGCUGUUCAUGCUACAAAGGACCGGCGAAGCGGAAGUUAUCACCACCCACUACCUCUUCGCCCUGGGUAUUUACCGAACUCUCUACAUCCCCAACUGGAUCUACAGAUACCUCACGGAACCCAAGCACAAGGUCGAUUGGAUUGCCAUUGUCGCUGGUCUUAUUCAGACUGUGCUGUACAGCGACUUCUUCUGGAUCUAUUACAACAAGGUUCUCAAGGGCAAGAAGUUCAAGCUUCCUGUAUAGGCGGUCUCAGCGCAUCUUGCUUCCCGCCGCUAAGUAGGAGCGAAAGACGCGUUUGGCGUCGCAUGGUGGAUAUCCUAUGACUACGGUACUCCGGAGAUAUUUACGGGAUUCUCGCUCACAGGCGAUCCUUGGGCCCUCGAGGAUGCAAGGCCACGUGUAAUGAGUACAACGGAUCCAAUAGAGGAGGUUCAAAAGGUGUUCUUAUACAUAGAACGUGUAUUCAUGGCGCAUCGGUGUGCAUGGCUGGCGUUAGGUUGGGAGGGGCUGGCAGUUCCUCAGCCUUCAAAUGCGUGGCCGAAGGCGAAAAGAGGUUUCUUCAGGGUUCGAUGCAACUAUAAAAGAAGCUCAAAGAAAUGUUACCCGGAAAAGUGGCUGUCUGAUGGCUGGCCAUUCGAGGAUACGACUCGUAAACGAAUAAUCCUUUG